CAUCUGUUGCUAAACUAAACGCGCCUCGUCUCCAGACAGACAGACAUUGACCUCCACUCUUCGUAACUGCUUAUAUCAACUUCUGCACUGUCUAAUACGAUUGUCCCUUCGCGAUGCCCGCCUGUCAUGGCUGCCGAGUACGCAAGGUCAAGUGCGAUGAUGGAAACCCCUGCUCGCCAUGCCGCCAGUUUGAUGUGCAAUGCAUCAGAUCCACUGCUCCAAGGAAACGUCAGAACCCGAAGCGCGGGCGUCUUGUAGCCCAGGCCAGAGAAGCAAACCUCCAGCACCAACAGCAAACCGCACUCUCGCCAAGCGCCUCUGUGUCUCCCUCGGCAGUUCACUCAACGCCUCAUGCGGCUAGUGAGUGGCCACCAGGGAGUAGCCCUGGUUCAGCGAUAUCAGGCCCCUAUUCGCCAAACUCUGAGGCCUACACCACAGGCUUCUUUCACUCGUUACUGCCCGAGUUUGAGAAGGUGGUUUAUCCUUUCAGCCCUGCUAUCACUCCUGAUGAAAUUGUCAGGUCGAUAUCAAUGAUGCAUCACAACUUUGAGGAUGCAGCUUUGAUAUACGCAUAUGCAGCUGUUACUACAUUUCUAUCACAAACCGCGGACAACUCACAUGGCAGUGUAGCGGCUCAAAUAAACAAUCUGGUGUAUCACAGUCUCGAAGCACAACACCGUGCUGCCGUUGGCUCCCAUGGUCCAGGACGUGUAGAUGAGGUGAUGCCUCACAACAUCAAGCGCAUCGUGACAUGCAUCUACCUCGAGAUAUCAACUAUGGGACUGCCUCGACUCGACCGAAGUUUCAGCUUCAUCCGGGAGGCAAUAUCACUAAUUCAGAUCAUGGAGGCUCACCAGCGCACAUUACCAGAUCCUACACGGACACCAUAUCCUAUGGCCCGUUUUCAGCAAGUCUACUGGGAAGCCUACAUCCACGAGAGAUUCCUUACCAUCGCUGAUGGGUAUCCCAGUAUCAUGGGGCCUCUACACACGAAUCUUUCAGCGCCGGACUCUUCUACGCCAGAACAUAUUCGAGUUGGCUUCAACUGCUUAAUAGAACUCUUCCUAACUUUGGACGAGACGUUCCUCGCAUGUUGGCAGUCUCAAAGAGGUGCAAUCGGCGGAUUAACGGUGCAGUGGAUUGAAAGCAAGCAAGUACAACUUGACCAAGCUGAGAUGAAUGCUGCAGCGGCCGAGGCAAGGAUGCACUCCGAGGGACACGCAGGUUUCACAGAACUACAGCGUGCGGAUCUAUUCAUCACUAGACUCUGGCUUCGCACGUUGCUCUGGCAAUUAGCGCUCUCACAAGGACUUUUGCGUUCAGGGUCAUCAGAUACGACUCACGAAGGCCUAUCGCUGCAGUUCCCAGCGUCUCGAUUAUCAAUACAACUCCGCAGCUUGGUCGGGCAGCUGGAUAGCAUUGUGAGUAUAGCGACGCAAGGCAGCGGUAUCAUACAAAAGCUCUUUGAGAUCGCCAGCACAAUUGCCGACGUGCUCGCUCUGCCUUCAGCGCACAGCCAAGCAGAGGACGGACUAAGGCCACAUGUCAAGGACUUCCUUUACGUGGUCAACUUUUUGCUAGAUUUGGGGUUGAUGAGAGAGAACCAAAAGGAUUAUUUGCGCGAGAAAUAUCACAUGUUGCAGCCGUUGAACACCGAGGGAAGGAUGCCUGCACAUGCUGGUGAGCAAGCGGUCGCUUCUUAGAAUGAUGAUACUGUCUGGAUGGUGUCUAAGUACUUGACCAGGAUAAUAAACGUUAUGAUCCUACGUAGUAUGUGUAGGUAGGCAGAACAGGAUUAGCCAUGAUGAAUGAUGAUUACCAAGCUUUCCCCAGUUUGACAUGCCAAUUUUCAGAGGAUUGGGUCAU
Fusarium redolens is the source of this 1866-nucleotide messenger RNA. RefSeq lists its product as uncharacterized. The transcript has a single exon. Gene Ontology annotation, biological process: regulation of DNA-templated transcription. Gene Ontology annotation, molecular function: zinc ion binding; DNA-binding transcription factor activity, RNA polymerase II-specific. The record is from RefSeq and is a predicted model, not a curated record. Bases 114 to 1703 code for a protein of 529 amino acids. Lineage: Eukaryota; Fungi; Ascomycota; Sordariomycetes; Hypocreales; Nectriaceae.